Phacochoerus africanus (Common warthog) is the source of this 429-nucleotide messenger RNA. It is a transcript of the gene PLA2G2E, whose product is annotated as phospholipase A2 group IIE. Gene Ontology annotation, molecular function: calcium ion binding; phospholipid binding. The transcript is spliced from 4 exons. NCBI's taxonomy places the organism in Eukaryota, Metazoa, Chordata, Mammalia, Artiodactyla, Suidae. The coding region runs from base 1 to 429 and encodes 142 amino acids. The record is from RefSeq and is a predicted model, not a curated record. Gene Ontology annotation, biological process: lipid catabolic process; phospholipid metabolic process; arachidonate secretion.
AUGAAGCCUCCCCCUCCUUUGACCUUACUUUGCCUCCUGGUGGCCCUGGCUGGUGGGAACCUGGUUCAGUUUGGGGUGAUGAUUGAGAGGAUGACGGGGAAGCCUGCACUGCAGUACAAUGACUAUGGCUGCUACUGCGGUGUCGGCGGCGCCCACUGGCCAGUGGACCAGACAGACUGGUGCUGCCAUGCCCACGACUGCUGCUAUGGGCGUCUGGAGAAGCUGGGCUGUGAGCCCAAACUGGAAAAGUAUCUUUACUCUGCCAGCAGGCGCAAUAUCGUCUGUGCCGGCAGAACCAGCUGCCAGCGACAGACCUGCGAGUGUGACAAGAGGGCUGCGCUCUGCUUUCGCCGCCACCUGGGCACCUACAACCGCAAAUACGCCCAUUAUCCGGACAAGCUGUGCACAGGACCCACCCCGCCCUGCUAA